GAGGAUUUGUUUUUGUUCAUAUAUUCAUUUGCCCUUUCACCACCCCCAAGAACCACACUUUCAGUGCUCAUUUAUUUAAACUACAAUUGCAAAGGUACAAAAACCUCAGCAGUAUUCUAUGGCUGCUGUCAUGUGGGUCAGAUUUUAGUCCCAAUAUCUCCCCACACAUCCCUAUGCAUAAUCCACCCUGUCCGAUCAGAUCAUACAACCUGUUUCAUUUCAUCAAAAUUUGCCCACAACCUUAAUUAGUAGAAUCCUUUGUUCAAGAUGUGGAGCAACCUUCCCUUUGAUCUCCUAGCCAACAUCUUCUCCUACCUCUCCCCGGAUUCUUUGGCCAGGGCCAAGUCCGCCUGCCGGAGCUGGCACGCGGCCGCCGCAUUGGCCGUGCCUCACCGCAAUCCACCAUGGUUCUUAGUAUUACCGACCCGUGGUUGGGGCCCUUCUUGCUACGCCCACAAUCCAGUAGGAGAGAAUUGGCAUGUUUUGCCUCUUGAUCAUAGCGUCAGCGCUCUUAGGCCAAUUGCUUCGAUUUUUGGCCUAGUGCUGUUGAGGGUCACCAGCAAGACUUGGCUUGAACUUGCAAUAAGCAACCCUUUUACUAGACAAUUCAGGACCCUCCCCAGGUUAAAUGUAGCAAGAACUAAUCCAGCUGUGGGAUUGAUACAACAUAGUCCAACACAAAGCUGUGGGAAUUUAGGUUUCAAGAUUUACGUGGCUGGUGGGAUGUCAGAGGCAGCUGGUGGUGGUGCAGUCUACCAGCCAACCAUAGAGAUGUAUGACUCGUUACGCAACACGUGGCACAUCGUCAACGAACCAAUGCCAGUUGAGUUUGCAGUGAGGCUAACUGUGUGGACUCCCAAUGAGAGCGUCUACUCUAAAGGGAUACUGUAUUGGAUGACGUCUGCACGGGCUUAUAGUUUGAUGGGAUUUGAAAUCAUGACGAAUAAAUGGAGAGAACUGAGCGUGCCAAUGGCCGAUAGGCUUGAGUUUGCGGCAUUGGUGUUGAGAAACGGGAACCUGACGAUUGUUGGAGGUACGUGCGACGGGCAUGUGUGCGUAUGGGAACUUGAGGGGGAUGAUUGGAGUGUGGUUGGGAAGGUGCCAUUUGAAUUGGGAUUGAAAUUCUUGGGGGGUAAGGUGAAUUGGGGUGGUGUAAAAUGUGUUGGGAGCAAUGGAGCAGUCUGGUUGUAUAGGGAAAUUGGAUCAGGGAUGAUACUAUGGAGGGAGGUCAUUGGUGGGGGAAAAUGGGAGUGGAAUUGGAUCAAAGGGUGUUGUUCAAUUAGAGGAAAGGAGAUCAAGAAUUUCCCAAUCAAAGGGGUGUUGCUACAUCCAAAUCUUGCUCAUGCUGCCUUCUAGUCGUCAUGUUUGGACAACUAGCAGUCACCGGACACAGUCCUCGGCCGUACAAGACUGUCGUGUAUGCUCUAUGUAAGAAUAAGUGCUUGUCAUGUAUUUUAUGGUUCGUUUUCGCGUUUUUGCAAGAAUGGAUGAUUUCUUGGACUCAGGUCUGCUAUUAUCAAGAAUAUUGUAAGAAUCAUGAAGCGUAGGUGAAUGAGAGAGUUUCUUAUUAUUAGUUGAUCAACAGGGCUUAUUGGAAUUGUUUAUAAACAAAGACUGAA
This is a messenger RNA of Sesamum indicum (sesame), 1619 nucleotides long. Its product is annotated as F-box/kelch-repeat protein At3g61590. Gene Ontology annotation, molecular function: protein binding. NCBI's taxonomy places the organism in Eukaryota, Viridiplantae, Streptophyta, Magnoliopsida, Lamiales, Pedaliaceae. The record is from RefSeq and is a predicted model, not a curated record.